CACCACUGCACCCCGAGGAACGCCAUUCCCGUUGCUCUUACUACUGCUAUUGUACGCGAGCCAUGGAAGAACGAGACGAGUCACCUGUGAACGACAUCCGCGUUCGAAAGCUCGAACGUGGCAAGCAAAACCAAAGACGAAAGCGUCUGAAAGAGAGGCAGUUGUUCCACGAGCUGGAAGCCCGUAACGAAUGGCUGGAGGCUCAGUUUGGACUCUUGAACAAUGGAUCCGGCGAAGUCGCCAAGUUACUCGCACAGGUAAAGCAGUUGACCGACGACAACCAACGGCUGAAACAGCGGUUACGGGUCGCGGAUGAAUUCGUCACAUCAUGGACCGGGGCGAAACCCGAAAAUACAACUCUGGUGACAAGCCAAACGGAGUUGCAUGAAGCAGACAGUGGGGAGAGGCAAUGUGCUACCUUUUCGUCGAGGCCUCACCAUGAUGCUGGUCCAGAUGAUGAUUCCCCGAUGCCGGAAUUCGCACCUCUUGGGGGUGGAACGGCUUCAUCAGAAGAAUCACCUGAGCCCUCAACCCUCCGACCUGACUCUGACGGUCGAAGAAUGAGCCUAGCUGCAGCAGCAGCAUCGUCAACUUCACAGGUCACGGAUUUGAUCCCACUACUCGUUGACAAAUUGCAAAAAGUGCUCGACCUCCCUGAAUGGCGGAAGUUACCAGUUCAUUGUCAGGUACACCCUUGCGUCGAUCCCUAUGGCGCUGUUAUGCAGCACUUGCGAAGCUCAGCCGCGGCAUUUAGCCAGUGCAGUCCUGAACCGAGCAUUCUGGACCUCAUGUUCGGGGGUUCAUUGAACGACCUUUGCAAUGCCAUCUUCCUCAGAGUGUCAGCUACGCCGCUGCGACGUACCGAGAGGCUAGGUUCGAGUUGGAAUAUCUAUCUUUUCCUCAAGUGGCUCCUCGAGCCGACAGAGCAAAGCUUCGAGCUUGUUCCGCCCAGUCUUCGCCUAACCACAAUGCAGUUGCUCGUCCCUCAUGCCCCGAUGAUAGACUACGUCAUAUGACCGCAGAUGCGAGACAACUUCAUUCGACACGGAACCAAAUACUGUCGCCGUGAGAUAUUCGGGCUACUUUUUGUUGCUUGCCGGAUUCGAGAUACUCCCAAUGCCGACUUUGUCACUCGAAAUAACGGCCAAGAGUUGCAGAUCGAUCCUCACUACCUCAAACGCGCCUCGACGGCCGAGGAAUGGGUGCUCUUGGAUCGAUUCUGGACCGAGUAUCCUGAACUGGUUGAGGGGAUGGAUCCUGAAAAGUAUAUGAUUUUCGAAACAGACCUCGUGUGAAGAAAAGGUUCGAAUUCGCGCCUUGCGUCGCCAAUGUGCUGACUUACAUGGCGGGCCGGUACCCCGGUUCAACCUCCUGAAAUUGAGGCGAGGUACCAUCUUUGUCUGACUCCUCCACGCUCAAAUAGUCUCGAUGACGAUGAUGACGAAAUUUUAUAUUUCCACCUCUCCCAUCGAACACCGCUUAACAGGCCUCCUCGUACAUCACCCACGUUCGAUAGUGACACUACUUUGUGUCUACAUUAUCAACGCCAGGAGAUCUGUGCUGGCCUGGACAUGCUGGGAAGCCACCUGCGUUGAAGAACCAAAUAUCAAGAAACAAGUAGGUGGUCUCAAUUGAUCUAAAUGAAGGAACAGAGCAUGGAAAUUAUAAUAAUAAGCCCUCAAUGAUCGAUUCUUAACACUGUCGAAAUCUAUACCUCAAGCAUCAAUGCCGCUCGGUGAUGCGCAGUUUGCGAUAGCACGGUUUACACACUAAUCCAUGUGUCAAGUCCCAAUCACCCCCAUCAGCAGUCUCAAACGGACCUUCGCCGCAAAUUUGGCAUUGGCUAUUAUAGAUCUCUGUCCUGGCGACCUAUGCACAAGCGAAGCAGACUUGCUUACCAGGAAUUCGGCAGACUCUACGUAAGUGAGCAUUGCAAUCGUCGCAUUUGUUGGUACCCACCGGUCUCCCCUCCACGACUUGAUUGACACAACCGGUGCAAAUGGGAAUUCGAAUAUCGCUAGUCACAUCGGUCGGGAGCCAUCUCCAGUAUUCUCAGUUUUGCUGAUGGGUUCGACCACAUCGAGCACAUCCUUCGACUGGCCAAGCGGCGCGGCAAUGUCUGCACAGAGUCCCAUACAUGGUGAGCCAAUUGUGGGCCACUCGCUGACAUCCUGAGCAUGUCUGCCGAGCUGGGGAAGCAGAUUCAGCUGAUUGACUGGUGGGCUUUGGAUCUGGAGUCUGGACAUUCGAGGGAGGAGGACUUGGGGGUAUAUCGGCCAAGACAGCCUGCAACCAUACCUGGGUCUGGGAUUGAAUUCUGCGUGCCAUUGCGACGGAUGACCUGGUUUGUCACUUACCUUUGAAUUGGUUAACCUUGAUCAAGACUUGCAAUGCCAGUACUUCCAAGUGCGGUCAAGGGUGAUAUGUUGAGAUUAAGAGCCCGGGCGUCUUGGAUCAAUCAAUAUUUAUCUGGGG
Messenger RNA from Cladophialophora immunda, 2475 nucleotides. RefSeq lists its product as uncharacterized. The transcript has 3 exons. Lineage: Eukaryota; Fungi; Ascomycota; Eurotiomycetes; Chaetothyriales; Herpotrichiellaceae. The coding region runs from base 63 to 1016 and encodes 317 amino acids. The record is from RefSeq and is a predicted model, not a curated record.